Molecule: messenger RNA, 1226 nt
Organism: Astyanax mexicanus (Mexican tetra)
Lineage: Eukaryota; Metazoa; Chordata; Actinopteri; Characiformes; Acestrorhamphidae
Gene: erg28
Product: ergosterol biosynthesis 28 homolog
Exons: 5
Coding region: 138-569 (143 amino acids)
Cellular component (GO): membrane; endoplasmic reticulum
Molecular function (GO): protein-macromolecule adaptor activity
Source: RefSeq, a predicted model, not a curated record
UGCAAAGACUGAAGUGGGUGUCCAAAAUAAAGCUUUAUUUUAGCGAAUGUUAAUUGCUGCUGCUGCUGUGUGCAAUAUAGUGAACAGAGGGGGUUCUGCUCUGGUGCUGACAGUGGAUAUAACCAGUUUAUCUCAGUAUGAGUCGUUUUUUGAACCUGCUGCGGAGCUGGCUGGUCAUGGUGUCCGUCAUCGCUGUGGGGAACACGGUGCAGAGCUUCCGUGACCACAGCUUUCUCUCCGAGAAACUUUACACAGGAACACCGGACUAUGUAAAUGGCCUUCAGGCAAGAACUUUUGGGAUCUGGACCUUACUGUCAUCCAUCAUUCGCUGUGCCUGUGCCAUAGACAUUCAGAACAGAACGCUUUACCAUAUAACCUUGUGGACAUUUUUUCUGGCUCUUGGCCACUUCUUAUCUGAAGCCUUUAUCUAUAAAACAGCCGCACUUACCAUUGGAGUCAUGGCUCCUCUCUUUGUGGCAGGUUUUUCUAUUGUGGCCAUGCUGAUUGGGUUCCAAUGUAUGGCAGAGCCACAGGAAGUGAGUGGAGCGAGGCAGAAGAAGAGGAACUGAAUGUAAGCCUCAUUAACUUAGAGGAGAGAGUAGUGGAUGGGUGCAUCGCUGUUAUCUGAAGACUUAAACAGCAAAACUAGACAGAACCUCAGGAAGUCCAGGCUGUUCCAGGUUUACAUUGACCACUGUGUGGUCUAGACUGCACAUAGUGCAUUACUGCUGAUGAUUUGUACCUCUUGAAAUAAGACAUAAUGAGAAGUGAUGUCAGUAUUCUCAGCCUGAGCAUUGACCUUAAGAUUUUUAAUGUUCCUUUAUGUUAUGUGUAUAUGUUUAAUUAUUGCCUCAUACAGUCAAACAAGCAAAAUCUAUCGAUUGUCACAAUUACUCAGUAUGUCAAAUAUAAUAAGUAAUGUAAAAUAUUUUAUCUAAUAUAAAGAGAAAAACGGGGGCAUUACUGAAACUCAAAAAUCUUUAGCAGUGCUUUUGUUAAAUCAGAAAAUGUACAGUGCCUGUAAUAUUUGCAUGUAUAUUUUAAUGGCAUGCAGUCAGUAAGUGCCCUUCAGUGCCUUUUGUAUGUAAUCAGCAUGGAGGGAAUGUAUAAAUGUGAAAAAGGGUGAAAGUUUUGGCAGUUUAUUAGUUGCCAUGACUACAUUUGGUAUGUAUGUUAAAACUGUUGAUGUAUACACCAGUUCUGUAAAAUAAAAACUAAUGAAUAUA